CUCCACAUACCUCCGCACGUCAAAUCCUUAUUACCUGUUUACGUGACGCUGUCUUCCGCAAGUGCUGACGGGUGAUGUAGUCCCCUUUGUCUUUUGCUGCUAUAGUGGGCAGAGCCCCGCGCACUACCAUUCCCGUCAGCCACCUCGAGGUGGUCAGUGAAAUGUUCUUUGUUCUGGUGGUGAGUGCCUGCUAAUGGUUUGCGGUGGAGGUUCCUGUACCGCCUGCUCUUCCCCCUCCCUUAACCCCUGGACCUUCCUCAAUGACUGGCUGGAUUGUCCUACCCAUCAGCCUGACUGCAUUCUCCAUUUCAGGGAUAUGGAUUGUGUACGCAAUGGCUGUGAUGAACCACCACGUGUGUCCUGUGGAGAACUGGACAUACAAUGUGACGUGUUCCGAUGACAAUGCAAAGCAGGGGACACCCAAGACGUGCUGUACCCUGGAGGAUGUCCCACUUAUCAGUAAGUGCGGGACAUACCCACCCGAGAGCUGCCUCUUCAGUCUGAUCGGAAACGUCGGCGCUUUUAUGGUGGUGAUGAUCUGUUUGCUGAGAUACAGUCAGGUCAUCGAGCUCAGCCACAGCUCCUGGCUGAACACUGUUGCUCUGAUCUCUGGCUGCACCAACGCGGCGGGACUAGUCAUGGUGGGAAACUUCCAGGUGGAUAAUGCCAAGUCUCUACAUUAUAUUGGCGCAGGAGUGGCCUUCCCAGCCGGACUGUUGUUCGUAUGUCUUCACUGCAUCCUCACUUACCAUCUGGCUGCUAGUGCUCUAGACUAUUGGGUAGGACACCUGCGCGUAAGCCUGACCACUGUGGCCUUAAUAUCCCUUGUCCUGAGUGCUGUCUUCUUUUUCAUCCAUGAAAGCUUCCUCCUCCAACAUCUGGCUGCCAUCUGCGAGUGGGUUUUCGUCCUGGACAUAUUGGUCUUCUAUGGAACCUUUGCUUACGAGUUUGGUUCGGUUUCCACGGAUACAAUUAUGGUGGCCCUGCAGAGCUCGGCCGCUCGGAGUUGUAAGUCGCCGGGCAGCAGCAGCACCUCCACCCACCUCAAUUGUAACCCUGAGCGGAUUGCAAUGAUUUAAGAACGGUGUGGUAAUGGGCCGCUGACCCACCAGACCCAACACUCAGGAUUAUUUUUAAGACUUUUUAUUUUUUUUUAAUUUUUUU
This is a messenger RNA of Hyla sarda, 1164 nucleotides long. RefSeq names its product transmembrane protein 150A (gene TMEM150A). The transcript is spliced from 8 exons. Gene Ontology annotation, biological process: protein localization to plasma membrane. The record is from RefSeq and is a predicted model, not a curated record. Lineage: Eukaryota; Metazoa; Chordata; Amphibia; Anura; Hylidae. The coding region runs from base 261 to 1079 and encodes 272 amino acids.